Molecule: messenger RNA, 405 nt
Organism: Rotaria sp. Silwood2
Lineage: Eukaryota; Metazoa; Rotifera; Eurotatoria; Philodinida; Philodinidae
Source: the annotation of a GenBank genome assembly
AUGGUUGAUUGUCUUUCAUGGCAUAGUUGCUAUGGAAGUUUACGUUCAUCUAAAUUUUAUUCAAAAGAAAAACGAUUUAUAUCAAAAAAACAUGCUGAUCAACAAUAUUGUAUACAAAAACAAGUUCAGAACAAUAUCAAUAAUAAAAGUAAUUGUGUUACCAGUGAUACACGUUCACUAAAAAAACAACGUAAUAUUAACAAUAAUAAUAAUAUAUCACCACAAGAAACAGAUGAGCAAAAUAGUUUACUUCAAUUUUAUAUAUUUGAUGUAAGUCGUGAACGAAAUCUUCAUUUAAGUACUUGUUCAAAUGAUAAACGUUUACUAAUUUUUUCCAAUAUUUCAAAUGGAUUGCAUAAAAUGGGUGUUCGAAAUGGUGAGUUAUUAGAUUUAGUUUUAUUUUAA